CUAUUUCCAGAUGUCGCAAGGCUCAAGGCCGCCGUACGUGUCCUUGUCGUGGAACGCGCACAAAGGCGCGAUCAUGAAUUAAAUCGCAAUCGCGGUGUACGACGCAAUUUUCUCAACGUGCAAAGAAGCGUGGUGAAAAAACGCGCGGGUUAUGACGCGGAUGUUCGUUAAAUUUCCGGCUCGACAGACCGCGGUAAAGAAGUGCGCAAAGUGUUUCGCUUGUUGCAUAGUUGCCAAGGCGACUAACGUUCGUGCGGGUGCGUGUCUCUCUGUUGCGUGACUGUGUGUACGCGCGUGUGUUACGUGGUGUGUUAUGAUAAAGAACCGAUCAUCGUUGUCGGGACGCCGAGUCUCAUAUCGCCCGGACACCUCAAUGCUUCGCAACGACGUAGCCUGAAAAUAGAAGUCAUUUAUUAUGGACUACCCGGUGUUAGGCCACUACGAUCCCACUGUAGAGGCCACGGACCAUGGUAGCGGCGAGGAGGAACAGGAAUUGCUGUGGGAGGAAUGUAAUUAUGUGGUACCUGGGGAUGAGUAUGUACCUGCAACGGAGCAGUUUGGAGAAGAUUUUGCCGGGGCUGAGUUUCAUGAAACUAGAGCAUUGCUUGCUGAUGGCGGAGAUAGAUUUGGAGUUUCCACUGCCACUUUCGAUACAAUUGAGGAGCUUAUGUGGAUGGGGAAUCAAGGGGGCCACGUAACAUCUUAUUAUGGGCCUAGUUUACAAAAAUAUACUUCUUUUCAAGUCCAUGCAACUCAAGAGAUACGACACAUUCAUCCUGUAGAUGAAGGGAUAUUAGUGUUGACUCAGAGUAUAUUGAGAUGCCAACUGCGACGAGGCAUACCUAUAUUUACACACACGUCAACAAAUAUGAAUGACAUGCAGUGUAUGUUGCAAAUUUCUCCGACCAGAUUACUCAUGGGUGGACAUCAGGAUAAAAUAAUAGAUUUUAAUCUUACUAGAGGAAAGGAGAUUGGAUUAGUAGAUGUAGGAGAAAAUGGUUGUGCGAUAUUGAGGCAACACAGUAGACUUAUUUGUGCUGGUAAUCCUGCAGGACGAAUAGAUCUCAGGGACCCAAAUACAUUAUCAGUAGAACAUACUUUAGACACACAUAGUGGUUCCCUAAGUGAUUUUGACGUUCAGGGAAAUUAUCUUGUUACUUGUGGGUUCAGUAACAGUCGGCAAGGUCUUACUGUUGAUCGAUUUUUAAUGGCUUAUGAUCUGAGACAAAUGAGAGCAUUGAGUCCAGUCACUACUAUGGUGUAUCCUCUUUUAUUGAAGUUUCUACCAAGUUAUUCCAGUCGUCUCGCAGUAGUGUCGCCACUUGGACAAAUGCAACUACUUGAUACAAUAUAUGCUAAUGUACAACCAUCAAUGACAUGUUUGUAUCAGGUUGCCACGGGUGGAGCGGGGAUAUUAUCAUUUGAUGUAGCUUCCACAUCUCAAUGUCUUUGCUUUGGAGAUUCGGCGGGUUCUAUACAUCUGAUGUCUACUAACAAUCCGGAACCUCAAUUUAAUACAUUUUCUAGACCUACAGAAUUUGCCGAUCCAAUUGAAACAGUACAAUCGAUUCCUUUUGAUGACGAUAUUACACCAUUAAGUACAAUACCAAUGGUAUAUUCUGAUCAACCACUUUUAAGUGAUUGGCCAGAAGAAUUUUUAAAAAAGGUUUACAGGAAAACUCCAGCAAUAGAUCCCGAAAUUUUGCGCACAAUGAAAAUGCAGGGAACAAUAGGAUAUGCGCCAAAUCCUCAGGCUUUUCGCAGAAAUCAAAUACCGUACAAUUUGGAAAAACGACGUGGCUUAGUCGCGAAAUCUUUUGCGGGAGACUCACGAUGUAAGACAGAUGACGGUACCUUUGUGGCCAUACCUAAGCGUUAUCGUAAAAUCGAGUUAAAAUAUUCACGACUCGGUUAUGACGAUUUUGAUUUCGAUCAAUAUAAUCGAACCAGUUUUUGCGGCCUGGAGGCCACUCUUCCCAAUAGUUAUUGCAAUGCUAUGCUGCAGUUGUUAUACUACUGCGAACCUGUAAGAAUAGCAUUGCUCUCACAUUCGUGCCAACGAGAAUUCUGUCUUUCUUGCGAAUUGGGAUUCUUGUUUCACAUGCUGGAUAUAUCACGAGGAUUUCCUUGUCAAGCUGCGAAUUUUUUGAGGGCAUUUAGGACGGUACCGGAAGCGGCAGCUCUAGGACUUAUACUGAGUGAUUUGCAUCCAGAAGCCAAGAAAAAGAUCAGUCUGAUUAGACUUAUACAAAGUUGGAAUCGAUUCAUUCUACAUCAAAUACACUACGAGAUAUUAGAAACUAGGAAGCGGCAGCAAGAAGAAGAGGAGGCAGUGCGACUUAAAUCAGGCUCCAAAUAUCCACCAUUUGUUUAUAAUGAACAGGAUUUUCCUAGCAUCCUUGAGGAUCUCGGUUCUCGAUAUAGAAAUCACGAUGACGAGAGGAAAAAAAAGAGGAAGCAGGAGGAGGAUGGUAAAUAUAUGUGGAUCACAUCGAAAGAUAAGAACACCAAAAAGUCUGCUGAAGAGAAUGAAAUGCGAGAUGAUGAAACAGAAAUCAGUCAUCUAUUUGGAUCUGAACAAAUGCAUAUACAUCGCUGUCUCAAAUGUGGGCAAGAAGCUACAAAACAUUCCAUCAUGUUACUUUGUAAUUUAGUUUAUCCGGAAAUAGUCAAUCCUUCUGAAGAGGUACCGUUUACAAGUGUUCUUGCCCGCAGUUUAAGACCUGAGAAAAUUACACCCGCAUGGUGUGACAGUUGCCAGAAAUUUACACCUACUCUUCAAUCUCGACAAUUGACUAAACUACCUCAAAUACUGGCAUUAAAUUGCGGCUUAGAUACUCAACAGGAUAAGGCGUUUUGGCAAAAUCAGAUGGACAUUGUAGUGCAAAAUGUGUUAACGGGAAAGGAGAGUAGUCCCAGCUCCAGUCCUGUACCUGUUACUGCAAAACCCUGUCGAUAUGGCAAUAAUUGUACACGAGUUGGAUGUCGAUUCCGACAUGUUGGUCGCGAUUCAGAGACAGAGAAAUUAUUAACAUCGCCCUCUACCUCGUCUACGUCGACAGCGUCUGUUACAUCGCCUCCUAGUCAUUUGUAUUAUUCGCAUUCUUGGAUACCUCAUAACAUAGAGAUCACUCUUGAAGAAAAUGGCAAGAUGUCGGUUAAAAAAAUUAGCGAACCAAAAAACGAAUUGACAAAUAACACAUCUACACAAACAAGUGUGAUGGAGAACGGUCAAGAUGACAAAACGAUACGAACAGUUUCUGACAACAACGUUGAAGACAAUAAUGAUGAAGAUUGUGACAACGUCGAAAAUUGUAAUAUAGUAUCGAACGCAGAGAUAGGCGAGACGAAAAGUACAAAUUCAGAGAUAGCUAAUAAUACUCAAAAAAUACAAUACGGUCUCAGUGCUGUCGUCUGUUAUAUCGAUGACAAGAAUAAUGAGGAAAGAAGAAACAUUGUAACGCUGUUGCGAGUUGGACCAAAUUAUCACGUACGAUCGUCGGGCAACCCUGUAUCGCAGUGGUACAUUUUCAAUGAUUUCUGUAUAUCACCGGUGACACCGCAAGAAGCAGUGUGGUUUAAUCUCGAUUGGAAAGUACCGUGUGUGCUCCAUUAUACAGCGAUACCUGCACCAGAACCGGCACCAUAUGUCAGUCCCCUUACAUACGAUGUGUUUGGCGAAGAUAAAUGUAUUGCGCGCAGUGGCGGAACCAGAGGCAUUACAUUUACCCCUCUAGCAUCAGAUGAAAUGCCUAAGAAAGGAGAAUUAGUAGGGAUCGAUGCAGAGUUCGUUACUUUAAAUCAAGAAGAAUCUGAGUUGCGGAGCGAUGGAAAAAUGUCGACUAUAAAACCAAGUCAUAUGUCCGUAGCGCGAAUCACUUGUAUACGCGGGCAAGGUCCACUGGAAGGUACACCAUUUAUAGAUGAUUACAUAAGCACUCAAGAACAGGUGGUCGAUUAUCUGACAAAAUUUAGCGGCAUUCAACCGGGUGAUUUAGAUGCGAACUUUAGUAGCAAACAUCUGACCACUCUGAAAUCAACGUAUCAAAAGUUGAGGUUUUUAGUGGACAAUGGUAUAAUCUUCGUCGGACACGGUCUAAAAAAUGAUUUUAGGGUAAUAAAUUUAGUGGUACCGCCGGAGCAAAUAAUAGAUACAGUUUUAUUAUUCCACUUACCUCAUCAUCGUAUGGUGUCGUUACGCUUCUUGACCUGGCAUUUUUUGGGUAAAAAGAUUCAGUCUGAAACUCACGAUUCGACUGAAGACGCGCGAGCAGCCUUAGAAUUGUAUCGUAAGUACAAAGAACUAGAAAGCUGUGGCACUCUGAGAGAAACGCUUAAGGAGCUUUACGAAAUAGGCACUCAGUUACAGUGGAAAGUUCCCGAUAGCUGAUAUGAGGAUAAGACGUAUAAGGAUAUAGAUGAUCGAAUUAAUAGUGAUAAUGAUGAUUAGAUGAUAAUACAAAUGUUCAUGUCCAUUGUCCAAUAUUACUGUUUGGAAGGUAACACUCUGCAGGUGCUGUUCACGUUGGUUGAUAAAAAAAUGUCGAUAUUUAGUCCAAUUCUGAAGACAGGGUUACAUAUUCGUGAUCAACAGGGAAAAAAUUUAUUGAACGCACACGUAAUAUUAAUAGAUAAAAUUUUAAGAUUGCGUGCACCGUGAUAGCGUGAAACUGAAAAAAUCGCAGAUACCAAAACAUUGAUACUCUUUGGAUUCUUCUCGUUUUUAUUCGUAGAUCAUUGUUAUAACCGUUUACUAAAUGUAUAGUGUAUACAUACAUGUACACUUUUUAUUCAGCGAUAAUGCGUCAAAUUGCGGAUCAUUAUCCAUCUUAUCGAUAGCCCAUUAGGAAAAUUGAGUAAAAUGGAACAAAUUGUUGAGCGCGAUUUUAAGUAGGAAUACCAUUUUAAGUGCGACGCGAAUUUGUAUAUAUUGUCUAAUAUAACAUUGACGUUUUGAAGAGCAGUAACGAUUCCGCACUGCCCGAUGGAUAUCAAUAUUCACUCUAAUUUCUUAUUGUUUAUACUGUAUCCCGUAUGAAAAAGAUAAUGUAUUCCAUUCCGAUCCAUCAAACAAUUGCCGGGUAUAGACGUAAAUAGUAUAGUAGCAAUAACUGAAUUACGUAUUCGUAAAUGUACAAUAUUUCAAUGUUUCCUUUUAUACGUAUAUCUUUAGCGUAUAAACUUUUGUACGAUUUUAUGGAGCGGGGUUUCAUGCAGUUUUUUUUAUAAGGUAUUUGUUUUAUCUUAUAGUGGAGAGAUACACUGCAAAUUUUCUCGACCACAUAUACACACACAUAUACGUAAUCACAAAUUGUUAAACAUCAGUCAUAUUUGCAAUUACAUUUAUGAUAAUUAUCAUUCACAUCGAUCCAUUUAUGCAAAGCUCUUGAAACGCGAGAAAAACUAUUAACGAAAGUGGUAGAAUUUUACAAACUGACAAUUGUACUCUCAUUAUAGAUUAUUUUUAUACAAAUUUUAUCAACGAAAACAUGGGAAGGGAGGGGGAGGGGGUACUAUCCAAAUCUAUUACAAAAAAAAGACGAGAUUAAUAAAACAUAUAUUUUUUUAUAUCUUGAAUUUUCUUAUAAUUUGUGCACGAUAAGUUAUAGACUGGUUUCAGUAGAAACAGUCAAUGCGAUCAAUCAAUAUACAAUACAGAGUACAUACAGUACACACGAUGUUAAGAUGGUAAUUAAACAUUUUUUUCAUGCCGAUCGCUCUGUUACAUCAUUGUAAUUUUUCAAUAAAUAGUUGUACAAAUUCA
Molecule: messenger RNA, 5764 nt
Organism: Cataglyphis hispanica
Lineage: Eukaryota; Metazoa; Arthropoda; Insecta; Hymenoptera; Formicidae
Gene: PAN2
Product: PAN2-PAN3 deadenylation complex catalytic subunit PAN2
Exons: 21
Coding region: 416-4390 (1324 amino acids)
Biological process (GO): nuclear-transcribed mRNA poly(A) tail shortening; mRNA processing
Cellular component (GO): PAN complex; P-body
Molecular function (GO): nucleic acid binding; protein binding; poly(A)-specific ribonuclease activity
Source: RefSeq, a predicted model, not a curated record